AAUUUCGUAACUUUGUCAUUUUCGGCCUACACAUUUUUCUCAGUUCGGAGACACUCACCAAGAAGUUGCACGGUGAUAAGCAAAUAGGGAGCAAACUUGAAUUCAGGGGGACGAAGAUGACCGGAGAAGAAAUGUCGGGGCCUCCCGGCCCAAAGGUUCUGCGUCUCCUCUAUUUCGUGGGGGCCGGAUUCAUCUGUACUGCGGCAAUCAACAAGUGGCGAGAACUGGAGCGGAAGUCUCUUCAGAAGAAACAGCAAGAGAGCAAUCUAUUGACGGAUGACGCGGCCAAUUCGGUACAAAAAGUGGUCAAAUGAUAGAUCUUGUUAUGAAAUUACAAAUUUUAUGAGCAAAAAUGGAGGUGGAGCAGAGGAGGAAUUGUAUGUUGACAUCAACUUAUACUAGGAUAUUUGAAUGCUUUAGCAUUAAUCUUUUAUGCACCGGCUUAAAUUUCUUUGUUAAGAACAGUUGCUAGGAUGCAUGCAAUUCUGGGUAGCAUGUUGUUCCAUGUAUUAGAUUCUUAAAUUUAGUUUACAUGAUGUUUUAUAUAUUAUCAUUUUGUUGUGUUUGACCUGAUUA
Messenger RNA from Mangifera indica (mango), 576 nucleotides. RefSeq lists its product as uncharacterized. The record is from RefSeq and is a predicted model, not a curated record. The coding region runs from base 117 to 314 and encodes 65 amino acids. The transcript has 3 exons. NCBI's taxonomy places the organism in Eukaryota, Viridiplantae, Streptophyta, Magnoliopsida, Sapindales, Anacardiaceae.